GCGUUAGUCGUUCCACAGCGCUGAUCGAGUUUAAAACUAUUCCGCUGCACGGAGAGCAUAGAGCGGAAGCCAAAGUAAAAACUUAACGUAACGAAAACACACAUCCAAAAGCUUUUAGCAUUGCUCCAAGAAAAUCGUACUGCGGCGCGUCGAGACCCAAGCGAUAUAGAAAAUUGGAUGCAGAAACAAAGAGAUCGAUGAGUGGUGUGGUGUGGUGCCAAGUGGUGCGUGUGUGCCGUGUGUGUGCGGUGUGUGUGGUGUGGAAUGGAAUGCCAACCGACAAGUUGUAAAGGGAAACCCUGAAAUCCGAACAGCCGCCAGCCAGCGGCAAACAAAACUGUGAAUACGAAACAAAUACACGCAGCAGAUACUGACUGCCCAAGAGAUACAGAUACAUCUCUUGUCUCUCGCGUGUGAAGUGCGCUUCGAAUAAAGCAACAACAAAAAGCAACGGCAGAAGCAACAACAAUUAAUCUGCAUAAACAAUUGAGGCUCUGGCUCUCCUUGGAAAAAUGUGGAUUACAGCCACAGCACGGCCCCGGUGCCGCGGCGAGUGCUCGGACAAAUGGCAAGCGGGAAGAAAGUAACUGAAUCCGAAUGACAAGUGUAUCUGCCAGAUACUCACUGGGCAGAGUGUCAUGUGCCGCGGCAUUCCGACCACAGCAACAACACGAAGCACAACCGCCCUGCGCCUGGAAUGCGGCAAUGCAAUUUUCAACAAGAACUUGAUCUACUUCAUCUACAAUUAUCGCAAGCGAAAAACCAAACGGAGAUACAGUAGCCCAAACACGCACGCCACAGAAACAGAAACAGAUACACAAUUACAGGUACAGGUACAGAUACAGAUACAGAUAUAGAUCCAAAUACAGAGCGAGUGAGAAGUCCCUAUCAGAUAUUUACACAAACGUGAUUUAUUUGAAAAGCGAAACGAGAGGCACAACAACAUUGCUAGCACUGAACGGAAGCCUCAAGUGCCAUAAACAUCUGUAAAUUGUGCAAAUAUAUCGGAGUGUAACCAAAAGCCGCACGGCGCGAUAACGCACUCGCACUCGCACUCACAAUCGCGGUCGCAGUCGCAGUCGCAGUCGCCGUCGCAGACGUUAUAAAUUCAGUGGAACGAAAGGUGUCAGCCCAGGCCCGGCCCAGGGACCACGACAAGACCCCGACCGACGAGACAGUUGGUCGCUUUUAUUUUGCUUACUUUUCGGGCAAUCCAUCAAUAUCUCUCUACAUACAAACGGCGCUCAAAUUAACGACUAAACACAUGUCGUAUAAAUACCCACAAAUACGGGCCCACAAAGAUCCAAUAUCAAGCGAUAUCAUUCAACCAUAGGAAACUUUAUAAGACUGAGAGUUGCAAGCGACCAUGCGCGCAUGGAUUCUACUCCUCGCAGUGCUGGCGACUUUUCAACCGAUCGUUCAAGUUGCUAGCACCGAGGAUACGAGUAUAUCCCAGAGAUUCAUCGCAGCCAUAGCGCCUAACCGCAUUGAGCCAUCAGCAGCAGCAGCAUCGGCAGCGGCUGUGGCAGUCACAGCAACGGCAACAGCAACAGCAACAACAGCAUUAGCAAAAGCAUUUAAUCCCUUUAACGAAUUGCUCUACAAAAGCAGUGAUAGUGAUAGUGAUAAAAACCAUCUAAAUAAAGGCCCGAGGAGUAGCAAACACAAGGGCAAUAGACAUAGCAAAAGUGACGCGAAUCGACAGUUCAACGAAGUGCAUAAACCAAGAACAGACCAAUUAGAAAAUUCCAAAAAUAACCCUAAACAAUUAGUUAAUAUAUCCAACAAAAUGGCUGUCAAGGAUCAGACACAUCAACAUCAGCAGCAACAGCAGCAUCAGCAGCAGCAACAACAUCACAAGCCAGCGACUGCGCUAGCAUCCACAGAAUCUCAUCAAUCCCCGAUUGAAACAAUCUUCGUCGCUGAUCCCGCCCUGGCGCUUGAGGAGGAGGUGGCCUCCAUCAAUGUUCCCGCCAACGCAGGGGCCAUCAUCGAGGAGCAGGAGCCGUCGACCUAUAGCAAAAAAGAACUCAUUAAGGAUAAACUGAAACCAGAUCCCUCAACUCUAGUCGAGAUCGAGAACAGCCUUCUGUCGCUGUUCAACAUGAAGCGGCCGCCCAAGAUCGAUCGCUCCAAGAUCAUCAUACCCGAGGCCAUGAAGAAGCUCUACGCCGAGAUCAUGGGCCACGAACUGGACUCGGUGAACAUACCCAGGCCAGGACUGCUGACCAAAUCAGCAAACACAGUGAGGAGUUUUACACACAAAGAUAGUAAAAUCGACGAUAGAUUUCCCCAUCAUCAUCGGUUUCGGUUGCACUUCGACGUGAAGAGCAUACCCGCCGAAGAGAAGCUGAAGGCUGCCGAGUUGCAGCUGAGUCGGGACGCGCUUGCGCAGACGGCGGUGACUUCCACGUCGGCGAACCGGACACGGUACCAAGUGCUGGUCUACGACAUCACCCGUGUGGGUGUCCGGGGACAGCGCGAGCCGAGCUAUCUACUGCUCGACACGAAGACAGUGCGUCUGAACAGCACCGACACGGUGAGCUUGGACGUGCAACCUGCCGUGGAUCGGUGGCUGGCUACACCGCAGAAGAACUACGGCCUGCUGGUGGAGGUGCGGACGAUGCGCUCACUCAAGCCCGCUCCGCACCAUCAUGUCCGUUUGCGCCGCAGCGCGGACGAGGCGCACGAGCAGUGGCAGCACAAGCAGCCGCUGUUGUUCGCCUACACGGACGAUGGGCGGCACAAGGCGCGCUCGAUACGGGAUGUGAGUGGGAGCGGUGGUGGUGGUGCUGGGGAGGGUGGAAAGGGCAAUGGAGGUGGCAGGAAUCGACGGCACCAACGGAGGCCAGCGAGGCGCAAGAACCACGAGGAGACGUGCCGCCGGCACUCGCUGUACGUGGACUUUGCGGACGUGGGCUGGGACGAUUGGAUUGUGGCGCCUCCGGGGUACGAUGCGUACUACUGCCAUGGCAAGUGCCCGUUCCCGCUGGCCGAUCACUUCAACUCCACGAACCACGCGGUGGUGCAAACCUUAGUCAAUAAUCUCAAUCCAGGGAAGGUACCAAAGGCCUGCUGCGUGCCCACGCAGCUGGACAGCGUCGCCAUGCUCUAUCUCAAUGACCAAAGUACAGUUGUGCUCAAGAACUAUCAGGAGAUGACAGUGGUGGGCUGUGGUUGUCGAUAGAUUCGACCGAGCCACUGCAUACAGAGCCGAGUGUAAAAAGAGAGACCUAUCGAAUGAAUCGAAUGAAUCAAGAGUCGAGAGUCGAGAGAGAUCGUGAGCGAGAGAGCAUCAAAUGCUGUUUGGUUCCAAGCCGUCAAUGCUUUAAACACAACGCAAACAAAAUGGACUGAAUAUUUGAAUUUUAAGUGUAAAUCGUUAGACUUUAAUUGUACGAGUAUAUAUGGAUGCAGCCACAACCCGAAACCCACCACCCAUGCCCCAAGCCCUAUCGAGCCACCUUGGAGUUGAACCGCCUCUGUCAGUUUCCACAGCUAGGCUUUGGAAAACCCUUGAUCAGAGCAGAGCCACCUGUAAAUAGCCGCCAUGCCCAGCCACCAACCACCAAGCCCAUAGCCAUCGAGGAUACACAAGUAUCUCAACAGCUGCUGAGAAGAAAACAAAGUGAACAAAUUGUAUAAAAAUGAUAAAUAUGUAACUACUAUCUAUACGAGUGCAUAUGCAGAGAAGGAUAACUUUUCCACUAGCCUUUUCGUUGUUAAUAACUUUAUAAAGAAAUCACUUGUAAAUUUACUAGAGCACACUCAAGGCGAUCAAUGGAAAAUGACUUGAAAUUAUUUGGGAAAUAUCCACCCGAUAUGCACACCUACAUAUAUAUACACACUCACACACACAUGUUCUCUUGUAUAUGUUCUGUUCUAAAUCCUUAUAUACCCUAUAUCCAAUACACCCACACACACACACAGAAACAUUAAUCCACGAAACGGUAUUUAAACUUCGUUCCGAAUCCAAUGUAAACGUAACUGUAAAAUAAUAAAAAGAUGUUAACUUCUAAGCUAAAAACUAUGCUCUAUAAAUAUAUACAAAUAAAUAUUUACAUCGUUAUGCGUUCUAAGCUAAGCUCGAAUAAAUCCGUAAACGUUAAUUAAUGUAGCCAUAUAAGAUUGAACAGUUAAGCUCAGCAUGUUGAAUAAAUUAGUAGAAACGAAGCGGAAAACCAGAAAA
This is a messenger RNA of Drosophila subobscura, 4189 nucleotides long. RefSeq names its product protein decapentaplegic (gene dpp). The transcript is spliced from 3 exons. Gene Ontology annotation, biological process: SMAD protein signal transduction; BMP signaling pathway. Bases 1367 to 3187 code for a protein of 606 amino acids. Gene Ontology annotation, cellular component: extracellular region. NCBI's taxonomy places the organism in Eukaryota, Metazoa, Arthropoda, Insecta, Diptera, Drosophilidae. The record is from RefSeq and is a predicted model, not a curated record. Gene Ontology annotation, molecular function: cytokine activity; growth factor activity.